This is a messenger RNA of Nerophis ophidion (straightnose pipefish), 1920 nucleotides long. RefSeq names its product suppressor of tumorigenicity 7 protein homolog. The record is from RefSeq and is a predicted model, not a curated record. NCBI's taxonomy places the organism in Eukaryota, Metazoa, Chordata, Actinopteri, Syngnathiformes, Syngnathidae. The transcript is spliced from 16 exons. The coding region runs from base 145 to 1698 and encodes 517 amino acids.
GCUAAGCUAUCUGUCCAGCCAGAGAGCCGACACGUCCGCAGAGAGCACGCCGUGCGCCGCCGCUGGUCACCGGGCACAUGUACGGAGCAGCUGCCGGGAGAAAUGUUAAAUGUGACCAGCGCGAACUGAGCUCCCGAACCAGCCAUGUUUGGCACAGAGUCGUCAUUAAGCAUGUUUCUCAACACCCUGACACCCAAGUUCUACGUGGCUCUGACCGGCACCUCCUCCCUCAUAUCAGGACUCAUCUUGAUCUUCGAGUGGUGGUACUUCAGGAAAUACGGGACGUCUUUCAUCGAGCAGGUGUCCGUGAGCCACUUGCGCCCCCUGCUGGGCGGAGUGGACAGCAGCAGCCCCAGCAGCUCCAGCAGCAGCAACGGGGAGGCGGAGUCCAGUCGACAAAGCGUGUCAGAAUGUAAAGUGUGGAGAAACCCCUUGAAUUUGUUUCGAGGAGCCGAGUACAACCGGUACACGUGGGUGACGGGACGAGAGCCGCUGACGUACUACGACAUGAACCUGUCAGCGCAGGACCACCAGACCUUCUUCACGUGCGACUCCGACCACCUCAGACCCGCCGACGCCAUCAUGCAGAAGGCCUGGAGAGAGAGGAACCCUCAAGCUCGCAUCUCAGCCGCUCACGAAGCUCUGCAGCUGGAAGACUGUGCCACGGCCUACAUCCUGCUGGCCGAAGAAGAGGCCACCACCAUCAUGGAGGCUGAGCGCUUGUUCAAGCAGGCCUUGAAAGCGGGAGAAGUUUGUUAUCGCCGAAGUCAACAGCUGCAGCACCACAGCACCCAGUAUGAGGCCCAGCACAGAAGAGACACAAAUGUGUUGGUGUACAUCAAGAGAAGAUUGGCCAUGUGCUCCAGAAAGCUUGGAAGGACGAGAGAGGCGGUGAAAAUGAUGAGGGACUUGUGUGUUUUCCAGUUAAUGAAGGAGUUCCCUCUCCUCAGUAUGUUCAACAUCCAUGAAAACCUGCUGGAGUCGCUGCUGGAACUCCAGAACUACGCUGACGUUCAGGCCGUGUUGGCCAAGUACGACGAUAUCAGUUUACCAAAAUCAGCAACAAUUUGCUACACAGCAGCUUUACUCAAAGCGAGAGCUGUUUCAGACAAGUUCUCCCCAGAGGCAGCAUCCAGACGAGGUCUGAGCACAGCAGAGAUGAACGCAGUAGAAGCCAUCCACAGAGCGGUGGAGUUUAACCCUCAUGUGCCCAAAUACCUGCUGGAGAUGAAGAGUCUUAUUCUUCCUCCAGAACACAUCCUGAAGAGAGGCGACAGUGAGGCCAUCGCCUACGCCUUCUUUCACCUGCAGCACUGGAAGAGGGUGGAGGGGGCGCUCAACCUGCUGCACUGCACCUGGGAGGGCACAUUCAGAAUGAUUCCAUAUCCUCUGGAGAAAGGUCACCUCUUCUAUCCUUAUCCCAUCUGCACAGAGACGGCAGACAGAGAGCUGCUACCCACAGUGUUCCACGAGGUGUCAGUGUAUCCCAAGAAGGAACUUCCUUUCUUCAUCCUCUUCACGGCCGGCCUCUGCUCCUUCACCGCCAUGCUCGCUCUGCUCACACACCAGUUUCCUGAACUCAUGGGAGUCUUCGCUAAAGCUUUCCUGAGCACGCUCUUUGCGCCUCUCAACUUCAUCAUGGAGAAGGUGGAGAGCAUCCUGCCGUCCAGCCUCUGGCACCAGCUGACCCGCAUCUGACGCAGCCUUUUUCCCGGGACACUAAACGUGCUGACACGGCAUCUUGUUACAGUGAAGUGACGAGGAGGCGUGGACAAAGCCAACAGACUUUAUUUGACCUGUUUGGGUUUUGUUGAGUUUUUUUUUUGAGGAUUAUUUAAAAAGUUGUUUGUUGUACAAAAACAGUUGCCAUCAUUACAAAAAAAAUACAAAAAAACAAAACAAUAAAGAACUUUUGGUGUA